AAUGUUCUGCUGCUGCGAGAGUGAAGGAAGAAACCGACCGCCAUGGCCUACCCUUCUUCAACUUCAAUGCUCGCUUUCCCAUCCCAUCCCCAUGUUGGAGAGUGGAAAUGAAAUCAUAGCCAUAUAACCCCAUCGACCCUUCUUCCCUCUCUCUCUCCCUCUCUCUCGUUUCUCCAUUCCCGUCCGUAUGGUCUGAACGUUCCGUUUCUUCAUCGCCAUCGAUCCAAUCUCUCUCUGUGUGCUUGAUCGAAUCUCUGAUUCCACUAUAGCUUUUGUCCUUUGAUUCUACUCGGGCGUUUGUCGGGUUGACCUUAGUUCGGGGAAGUUUUCUGUGGCGUUUAUUUGCUGAUUCGUUUGAGAUCUCGGGUGAAUUCGCAUUGGAAGGUAGGGAAGAUGGGCCUGAUUUCGGGUAUUUUCAUGGGGACGCUCUUCGGGGUGGCGCUGAUGGCGGGGUGGCGCCACAUGAUGAGAUACCGCAGCAACAAGCGCAUCGCCAAGGCAGCUGAUGUCAAAUUGCUUGGAUCUCUGACGAGAGACGAUCUAAAGAAGAUUUGUGGUGAUAACUAUCCUGAAUGGAUAUCUUUUCCUGUUUUUGAGCAGGUGAAAUGGAUGAACAAGCAACUCAGCAAGUUGUGGCCUUAUGUUGCAGAUGCAGCCACACUGGUUAUCAGAGAAUCUGUUGAACCCCUGCUAGAAGAGUAUCGCCCUCCUGGAAUUACUUCAUUGAAGUUUAGCAAGUUGUCUCUUGGAACAGUGGCGCCAAAAAUUGAAGGCAUUCGCGUUCAGAGUCUUAAGAAAGGUCAAAUUACAAUGGACAUCGAUUUUCGCUGGGGAGGUGAUCCAAGCAUUAUUUUAGGAGUUGAAGCUGCCAUGGUUGCUUCAAUACCCAUCCAGUUGAAGGAUCUCCAAGUUUUUACUGUCAUCCGUGUUAUUUUUCAACUUGCGGAAGAAAUCCCUUGUAUCUCAGCUGUUGUUGUUGCGCUGCUUGCUGAGCCCAAGCCUAGAAUUGAUUACACUCUUAAAGCUGUUGGUGGAAGCCUUACUGCCAUUCCAGGUCUUUCAGACAUGAUUGAUGAUACUGUCCAUUCCAUUGUUACAGACAUGCUUCAGUGGCCUCACCGAAUUGUUGUUCCAAUUGGUGGUAUACCUGUGGACACAAGUGACUUAGAGCUUAAGCCUCAGGGGAAACUGACAGUGACGGUGGUAAAGGCAAAUGACCUCAAAAACAUGGAAAUGAUUGGAAAGUCUGAUCCUUAUGUGGUUGUGUACAUCCGCCCUCUAUUUAAAGUUAAGACAAAGGUUGUAGAAAACAACCUGAAUCCUGUUUGGGAUCAGACGUUUGAAUUGAUUGCAGAAGAUAAAGAGACACAGUCACUUGUUGUUGAGGUCUUUGACAAGGACAUUGGGCAAGACAAGCGGCUGGGCAUUGCCAAAUGGCCUUUGAUUGAGCUGGAAGCUGACGCUUUGCAAGAGAAGGAGCUGAGAUUGCUUCCAUCACUUGACAUGCUGAAGAUAAAAGACAAGAAGGACAGAGGCACUGUCACCAUUAAGGUUGUCUAUCACCCAUUCAACAAAGAAGAGCAACUGGUGGCUCUGGAGGAAGAGAAGAGGAUCUUGGAGGAGAGGAAGAAGCUGAAGGAAGCUGGAGUGAUCGGAAGCACGAUGGACGCUAUCGAUGGGGCUGCAUCCCUGGUGGGUUCUGGGUUUGGCAUGGUGGGCACAGGCAUAGGAACUGGGGUCGGCCUUGUUGGGAGUGGGAUUGGAGCCGGGGUUGGCCUCGUUGGGACCGGGAUCGGGGCCGGAGCCGGCUUCGUGGGGAGUGGCCUUGGGGCUGUUGGGAGCGGGCUGAGCAAAGCUGGGAAGUUCAUGGGACGGACCAUCACUGGCCAGUCCAGCAACCACAAGAAGAGCAGCAGUGGAACAACUACCCCUGUGAACAGUGCGCAAGAGAAUGGUGGUGCGAAGCCCCUCUAGUGUGCUGGUUUCUUAUCCUUAACUAGUUCCGAACAAACCUUCGGUUGUUUGGAGCACAACUGAGUUCUGCGUAUCUGACGUCUGUUCUGCAACAGGUCUACUAGAAAUUUAGAGGGGAUAUGGGGCAAGACUUAGCCCGGUAUGUAUGUGAAUAUAAGCUUUGGUAAAUGUUUCAUUUAAGCAGGGGAUAAGUCUCCUUUUCACUACUGUAAUGGUCGGGGUUUUGCACGAUUUGAUUAGAUGUAUUUGCUUCUUUCUGUUUGCUUUUCCUUUUAGCUUAUCAUUCAAUAUGUUCAAUCUGAUAAGGGAUGAUAAGAAUGCUGUUAAUUCUCACUCUAGAUGGCCGUGUCACUGUGUAUCGUUCGGGUAAUGUAGAUUCCGCAUGACUUUUGAGCAUGGAUUGUGCCUGGUAAUACAUUGACUCUCUUUACUUCA
Punica granatum (pomegranate) is the source of this 2409-nucleotide messenger RNA. NCBI's taxonomy places the organism in Eukaryota, Viridiplantae, Streptophyta, Magnoliopsida, Myrtales, Lythraceae. The record is from RefSeq and is a predicted model, not a curated record.